This is a messenger RNA of Ilex paraguariensis (yerba mate), 974 nucleotides long. The record is from the annotation of a GenBank genome assembly. Lineage: Eukaryota; Viridiplantae; Streptophyta; Magnoliopsida; Aquifoliales; Aquifoliaceae.
UUAGCUAAGCUGCCAGUGAAAGCUCUUCAAGCUUCCUCUCAGUCGCUUCUCGGGAGCAGCACAACACGUUCUUAUCAAAAUUCUGUGGAUAUAGAUGGGUAUUAGAUAUUGUAUCGAAUAGAAAAAAGAAAUCAGAAGUGUUUUAAUGUAGUGUGAAUGAACUCACUAAUUACACUUAACCUUUUAGGCAGGUAUGUAUUUCAUACAAUAGACAUGUAUAUUGAGUCUUGAAUUGCUAUGUUCCUAUUCUCCCAACGGAUCUGCUCUACAUCUUCAUAUACUGUUGAAAUCGGUUCGUUGCAAGGAAGUUAAUUACUCUAGGAUUGUUUGUUUUUUGCUUUUGGUUUGUUGUAACAGAAGUUGAUCUUGAAAUUGGAUUUGAAUGAUGACAAAGACAAGCGAAAGGCCCUGAAAACAGUCUCAACUCUGUCAGGAAUUGAUGUGGUUUCCAUCGACAUUAAGAGCAAGACACUAAUGGUGAUUGGAACAGUGGAUCCUGUAACCGUCGUAAGCAAAUUGCGCAAAUUUUGGCCAACUGCAGAUAUCGUCUUAGUAGGCCCUGCAAAAGAGUCUGAGAAGAAAGAGGAGGCAAAGAAAGAAGAACCCAAAAAGGAAGAGGCCAAGAAGGAAGAAGAGAAGAAGACUGAACAAGAUCAAGCUGUGGUUGGGAUGAUAAUGCCACACAGGCAAUAUUAUCCACAAAGUAACAAGUAUUACUAUGUUAAUCACAGCAUGGAAGAGAAUCCAAAUGCAUGCACUAUCUCUUGAGUUGAGUUGGUAAGAAUUUUAUGUAGUUGGUGCUAUAGGUUUGUAUUUAUUUGGUGCAAACAUGAGAUGAUGACCAAGAAUAGAUAAGCGCUUGCAUGUAUGUAUAUAGUUUUGUUUUCUUGGUAAUGAGAAGAGAGUUGAGUAUUAAUUUCUUGCAUUUUAAAGUUUGCUUAACCCUCUCGUCACCACUAUCCCUCGUGAGUGUU